Molecule: messenger RNA, 2196 nt
Organism: Diospyros lotus (date-plum)
Lineage: Eukaryota; Viridiplantae; Streptophyta; Magnoliopsida; Ericales; Ebenaceae
Product: BTB/POZ domain-containing protein At3g19850
Exons: 3
Coding region: 449-2032 (527 amino acids)
Source: RefSeq, a predicted model, not a curated record
GACAAAACCCCCCAUAUUUUCUGUUGGAUUUUCCUCUACCCAACAUGCCCCCAUUUUUCUUCUCAUUGGGAAAUCCUUGAUUGAUUGGCUGAUCGAGGUGUCAAAAUGAUUCAAGCAUGUAAAGGGAAGAUCGAUGAAUGCACCCUAAAUUUAUUAAAUGAAAUUUACCCUAACUGUGAGAACCGUUGUCUGGUUAAUAAUUAUUGUUUAUAUAGCAUUAUCGAGAUAGGGAGCAUCAAUCAGGUCUAGUUUGAUCCAUGAAGAUAGUUGCCCGUGAUGCAGCCAGUGGACAUCAGCCUGAGCCUAUAUAUAGUAUGGAUUGUGGAAAAAUGUGCUCUCUAAGCAAGCAUAUUGAGUUUUUGUGAAAAAAUUGUUACUUUUUAGAGUCCUCUGUGGUUUUCCAAUUCAGGAACUGAAGUUUCUAGUCCUCAUUCAAUGCGAAGCAGCCAUGGCAGAGCUCUGUGAUUUGCAAGUCCAUGUGAACGGCCAGCACGCAUUCUUCGUGAACGAGGAAAUUGUGUCAAGAUUCUCGGGAAAGUUGAGGAGAAUUAUCAAGCAAGAAAGGAGGAGACCCCAAAUCAGGAAUUCGGGGAUUGAAAUCGACGAAUUCCCCGGGGGCCCAGAUGGGUUUGAGAUGGUGUCAAGAUUCUGUUACAACGAUGGCGCAAUCCCAAUCACAGUGUCAAACGUGUCUCUCCUCCAUUGCUGCGCUGCUUUCCUGGGAAUGUCCGAGAAAAUUUCUCCCUGCAAUCUCUUGCAGCAAACGGAGACUUUUCUCGAGGGGAUUUUCUACUGGUCUUGGAAUGAUAUAUUGAUUUGUCUCAAGAGCUGUGAACCAUUCUUUUCCUAUGCAGAUUCUUCCGGUCUGGUUCAGAAACUAAUGUGUUCUCUUCUGGCAAAGAUUGCUCAGAAUUCAGAUAUAAAUCUUCUAUCCUCUUCACCCUCUUCUUCAUCUUCUCCAGACACUCCUGCAUCAGCCAAACCAUGCUCAUCAAGCAAAGCUUGGUGGUUUGAUGAUCUCACCAUUUUAUCCCCAAAUAUCAUAGAAAAAUUUGUCAAAACUUUGGGUGCCUAUGGAAGUGAAAACAACAGUUUGAUCCUCACAAGAUUCCUCAUUUAUUACCUCAAAUCUGCAGCUCAAAGCAAAAGGUCUUUGAAAUCAUCAAAAUCUUACAGUGGCCUUGCAGAAACAGCUGUCCAUGGGGUGAUUUUCAUGGGAAAAUCCACAUUUUCUUGCAGAAGGCUGUUCUCAGUGUUGAGGGUAGUGGCUGGUUUUGGGCUGAGCAGAGAUUGCAGGGCUGGUUUGGAGAGAUUGAUUGGUGGGAUGCUCGAUGAGGCAACCUUGGAUGAUUUGUUAGUGUCUGGCCAUGAUGGGGGUGUCUAUGAUGUCAAUCUUGUUCUGAGAUUGUUAAGGUUGUUUGUUCAUGAUCCUAAAGUGGCAGUUCAGAGGGUGAAGAAGGUCGCCCGGUUGAUCGACAAGUACUUGGGAGAGAUAGCUCCUGAUCAGAGCCUCAAGAUCUCUAAAUUUCUUGGCGUUGCAGAGAGUUUGCCUGAUUUUGCAAGAGACAGCUUUGAUGGGGUCUACAGAGCCAUUGAUAUCUAUCUGGAGUCUCACUCUUCUCUUUCAUUUGAGGAGAGAUCAAGGAUAUGCAGAUGCCUAAACUAUGAGAAACUCAGCCUCGAAGCAUGUAAAGAACUUGCGAAGAAUCCCAGAAUCCCUCCAAGAAUCGCGGUUCAAGCUCUCGCUUCUCAGCAUCCCAAUAUACCCACAAAAGAGUUUGACAGUUAUCAAGAGAGUCCAAUUAGUGCAGGCCACAGUAACAAGAUGGUCGUGUACAAAGGUGUCAUCCAUGCAGAGAGCAACUCCUCGCAGGAGAAUGAAGAUUUGAGAGUAAACCUCCAGAAGAUGCAGUGGAGAGUUGUGGAGCUGGAGAAACUCUGCCGGGAGAUGAAGGGGCAGAUGUCCAAAAUGGUGAAAGGUAAGGCCAUUAGUAGUGCUCCUUUCAGUGGAACACUGCCAAGAAUGUGCUGACUAUUUGUGGAAAUACAUGGAUAUUCUUUUCACUUGUAAAAUAAUGUAUCUUUGGAGUGAUUACUCUAAGCCUUUGAUUUGGAUGAGAAAUACAAUAAUUCUCAUAUUGUCACUGUAUACUUCGAACUAGAAUCCAGUUAAAUGAGUGAAUAUGUUGAAUUCAA